AUGGAUCCGCGCUUCAUCGUCACCCGCGAAGAACUAUACGAUGUCCAGAUGGACUUGAAGCGCCUUCAUUCCAUCCAGCAUCAGCACUCGGAGCGGUUACGAUUGUUGGAAAAACGCCAGGCUGAUGAUGCCGCCUUGAAGUCUGUCUGGAGUUCGCCGUUCCCAAGUAUGCUCGGCACUACAACCCCUCAGCAUGGGCCAGUUCACUUGCCGGCCAACGAUUUGUUUGACGACCUUGACGAGCAGGGUCAGAACUUGCUUGGUAGGCUGCAGCUUGAGCCUGAGGACGAACCUAUACGGCGAGGGGCGGCAUCGAGGGCGAAUAGUUCUGAUGGGAGGCAUAGCUCUGCCGGCCAUUCUGUUCAUUCAGUGCAUUCAAACGCCUCUGGUCGAGCUAGCAGUCUCGGCCUUGACACCAACUUCUCGAUUGGUGGCAUGGAGGAUGACUCUCCCCUCGAUGUCCCGGAACCUCCACCGGGGUUCUUCUACCUGGGCGCAGCUCCGUCCAUCAUUCGUUGUUGCUUGACUGAUAACAUCACCAACAAGGGAUUGCUUUAUGCUGUCGUCUGCACUGGCUCUCAAAAGUCAACAGUGGACUAUAGUGUGGUCAAAGACCUGCAUCUGACCAACCAAAUGCAAAGAGGAAUGGACGGCAUCUACAGGAUCGAUCUUCCGGUCUACCUUACCGAAGCUAGAGUCGUACAGUCCAAUUCUAGGUCUGUCAGCCCGAUUCACCCGCUGCCACCUAGCAUCACAUGUUCUUUUGAAGUAACAGGCAUGGAUCAACCAGAAACUACCGAAACCAAGAAGAGCAUUCGCGUCUUCAUCGGUAACCACACAUUGCGCUUGCAUAGUGCGGACCUUCUGCUUUCUCAGAAUUCCAUGACCUUGUAUGGCACUGGCAGGGACAAGCUUUCUGUACCCUUUGUUCGACCCGAGGAUGAUGCCAUCUUCAAAAAUCUUGCAGUCACUAAUAUGGCUCCUGGGAAUAAGGCUAAGCUGAACGCUGCUGCACCUGAGUUCGUUGCUGGCGACCGAGUCGCAAAACCGUCGGCCAAAUGCAAUGAAGAACCGACACCCAAGCAAAAUGGAGAUACUGCCUCGGAGGGAGCAGUUUUGUCGCCUGUGAGGUCGCCUCAACCACUCAAGACCACUUCUGAGGCAACCAGCGCAGCAUCUGAAGGGGGUGGAGAGUAUGAGAAGGAGCAACCUCAGCAGCAGCAGCAGCAGCAGCAGCCGCCGCCGCCGCCGCCGCCUGUUCCAGCCGACUCUGUAGUCUCUGAAGACGUCCCCAAAAAUGGUGCCAAAGAAAAUGCCACGCCCACAUCAAUGACCGAGACCGUUCGCCGGGAACCUAGCGCGGCCAUCAGGACUCCGUGGCGACAAACUGCUGCCAGUCUUGCUGACAAGGAAAGCACCCCGUUGAGCGGUUACCAGCCAGCUGCGAGGGGUCGCAGUAUGAAGAUCUUACGACCGACGAAGAUAUCCUCUAUCAGCAGCAUCAGCAGCACUGUUGGUCCGAACUCGCCGUCAACUACUCGAUCAACGGGGGCGUUCGAAUCUCCCUCCGUUCCACGGUCUAACGGAACCGAUCUGCGACGGACCAAGGGCUCGACAGCUAGCGCCGCUGCGGCGGAAGGCAGUCAGAGCACCACCAACAGCCCCACGGUAGGCAGUUGGGGUCCCUCCAAACGCAGUCUGAGCACCAGUGCUAGCGCUUCCAACCUUGGAAACUUGGAAGGUGGCAAGGGCAUCGAGACUAGGGAGCAAAGGUCUUCGUCAUUGGCAACCACUGUAGGCAGUCCCAUGCAUCAGGAUGGACUCAAGACGCCGACGGCUCCCAGAUUGGCCACGAACCCUCUUGGUAGUGCAUCUGCUUUUGCUUGGAUGGGGAGUAAAACGGCGGGUAAGGCGUCUGCGAGUCCAUUCUAG
This is a messenger RNA of Sordaria macrospora k-hell, 1932 nucleotides long. RefSeq lists its product as uncharacterized. The record is from RefSeq and is a predicted model, not a curated record. NCBI's taxonomy places the organism in Eukaryota, Fungi, Ascomycota, Sordariomycetes, Sordariales, Sordariaceae.